Molecule: messenger RNA, 4690 nt
Organism: Periophthalmus magnuspinnatus
Lineage: Eukaryota; Metazoa; Chordata; Actinopteri; Gobiiformes; Gobiidae
Product: RNA-binding protein with multiple splicing-like
Exons: 9
Coding region: 380-964 (194 amino acids)
Molecular function (GO): mRNA binding
Source: RefSeq, a predicted model, not a curated record
UCUCCUCCUGACGCGACGAUGGAAGAGAAGUUUGCCCGCGGCGCAGUCCACUGAACAUUUUACUGUAUUUCAAACGGAGGAUCACCAACAAGAGCCUGCGGAGAACCUUCAGUGGGAAUGCGAGGGACUAUCUGAGAGCAUUUACAAACGUGUGGCGAGUUUCUUUCUUUCCCUUACCGCUUCCAACAUUAAAACCGGUUCUUGGAGCAGAUUGAUGCCGCGAAAGUAGUGGGGAAGCCCGGGUCAGAAGACAGCGGACACCGGCAAGAGUGUUGGCUGUGACGCACGGUGCUUUGGUGCGAUUAACGUGGAAAAGAGGAGAAGAAAGGUGAAAGAAACAGACAAGAAGACAUCCCUGAGAAAGUGAGCAAGAGUCGACAUGAAUAACAACAAAAUCGAGAAGGAAAAUGAACAGACUGAGUUCACCAACCACGAAGAGGAGGUCCGAACGCUAUUUGUCAGUGGGCUACCUCUGGAUAUAAAACCACGAGAGCUGUAUCUCCUCUUCAGACCAUUUAAGGGCUAUGAAGGCUCCUUGAUAAAACUCACUUCGAAACAGCCGGUGGGGUUUGUCAGCUUUGACAGUCGAUCAGAGGCGGAGGCUGCUAAGAAUGCCUUGAACGGCGUCCGAUUUGAUCCAGAAAUACCCCAAACACUGCGGUUGGAGUUCGCCAAGGCCAACACCAAAAUGGCCAAGAACAAGCUGGUUGGCACUCCGAACCCCCCUCCAUCCCAGCAGAGCCCCGGGCCACAGUUCAUCAGCAGAGAUCCAUAUGAGCUCACAGUGCCCGCUCUCUAUCCCAGCAGCCCAGACGUGUGGGCGUCAUACCCGCUGUACCCGGCCGAGCUGUCGCCGGCUCUCCCUCCUGCUUUCACCUACCCCUCCUCGCUCCACGCCCAGAUCCGCUGGCUCCCUCCUGCAGAUGGGACUCCUCAGGGAUGGAAGACCAGGCAGUUCUGCUGAAGUCUGUGUCCCUGAUGUGUGAUGGUGGCUCCGGGCGGCUGUGAGGGCCUUUGCUGACUGCUUCUUCUUCUUCUUCUUGUGUCCAUCUUGAAUCCAGAAGGACAGCCCCUGCUCCUCUUCCUUUUGGGCAGCGUAGCGUUGGCAGUAGCAGUAGCAGCAGCAGCAGCAGUAGCAGCCUCACGAGCCUCAGGACAUGCAAACCCAGCCUCCAUCACACAUCGAGCCCACCCCUCCCUCCUCCCUCCCGCCCUAACGAAGAUGCCCCCCUUCCUCUUUUUUAUACUGUUACAUAGUCUGAAAUGGAUCGGCGGCAGGCACUUUGGCUACACUUCCCUCCGACACCUUUUGAAUAAGGUACAAGGCAUUGCGUGAGAAGAAGCGCACAUCCCUCUUUGUCUGUGAAGAUAAGCAGACCAUUGACUUUACAUUGUGGAGUAUAUGCAAGUGUAGAGACCAAAGGAGCGUUCCAAUAUGCAGCCACCGAGAAAGGCCACUGCAAGGAAGUGUGGACAAAAUGCUUAAAAGACACAUAUUAUGCAAAAUGUACUUUUUUUUUAAGCUUUUAACCAUGUUAUAUUGCUGUCCCCUUUUCAAAAACAUACCUGGAGUUGUAUUUUGCUUCACUCUCUUGUUUCAUGAACCCAAAGUCGUCUUCUCUGAGGACUCCCUUGGCUUUUUCCCCUGAUUGUUACGUCACAGGUAAAAAUACAGACUUCUCCUGCAUAGUUUUUAAGUUAAAAAAAACAUCGCCGGACUCAUUCUGUGGUCAAAUUGUGUUCACUUUCACGUGGCUGAAGUGCUGCAUUUGUUGAUUUUUCGAUUGUUCAAUCCUGUUGCGGACAGCAGAGGGAGCUCCAAUGCCUAAAUACCUAAUCGGAAAUAUGUUUUGCUUGUCAACUUUUGUGUUUUACAAAAGUAGACAUUAUUUUAACUUGUGAAAUACUAAUCUCAAGGUGACCAAAAGCAUGCUUAAAAGGGAAUUAAAGCCACGAGUGCAUAAUAUGUGUCCUUUAAUGAUAAUGUUAUUCUAUGACUAUAAUUAUUAUUAUUCUGUAUAUCAUUCAUAUUAAUGUUAUUACGAUUAUUAAUAAUGUUGAAGCAUGAUUUUUCAAAAAAAAGGAAAAAAAACAAUGCUGUACAUUUUUAGAUAUUUUAAAGACAGACAAAAAGGUAUUUUUGUAAUCGAAAAAUAUGUUUGUUUGAAUUGUAUGAUUGUUGUUAAAGUGUGUAAGGAACUACUUUCAUACUCCUGCUUCUUCUUUGCUGUUUGAGUGACAUGUCGCUGUGUUAUACCAAAGCAGUCAUGUGAUGAUUUGAUUUGAUUUUUUUUUUUUUUUUUCAUUUUCAUUGUACUGUGCAAAGGUUUUAGCCAAUUUCGGAGGAAUCAAUGUAGACCAGAUUUACCUCAGAGUGGCACAAAGUGAAGACUUUUCUCAAUACAACAUCCUCCCCAAACCAAGAACAACGGUUUUAGUUUUUAUUAUUGCAGGAUAAGACCAUUGCCUUGGUAGAAGUAUGCUUUAAAGACUUAAAGAUGCACUAUGUAACAUUUUUUCGGUAAUCCGCCACCAUGGAGACGUUAUUACUUUGCCUGGAAUGUUCCACAGUAUGAUAUUAAACUUAUCUAACGUGCAUUGUCCAUUACAGGUGUUUUUAUUGCUCAAAAAUACAUUAUAAAACAAAUAGUUACAUAUCCACAUACCUGACUUGUAACUUUGCUCUCUAAAGUCUCCGGUUUGUCUGCUCGCAUGGAUAUUUUAAUGCAAUACUGAGGAACAUUCCAGGCAAAGCAAUAAAAACUCACUGAAGACGAGCAGGUCUUCCAUUAGAAAGCUACAUACUGCAUUUUUAAUAUACCCCAAUGAUAAAAACCUUGUACAGUUUUCAUAUCCAUCCUUCAAAUCUGCCUAUUGCUUUUGUACAGCGCUGUUUGUUAUGUGAGUGGAUUUUUCUUUGCUCAAAUGUAUUUAAACCCAAUGAAGCAAACACUUGUCUUUAGUCGUACAACUGAGCAGUGGUAACGAGUGAUCGUAUCUGUUUUUCUCUUUUUCAAAUCAACAUCAACUCACUGAAGGGCAUUCUAGGUUGCGUUCACGUGAUAAUCCCUAUAGUUUAAAACUGAACCGGAGACAGGGCAGAAUUCUAUGGUAGAGCUUGUCGUUGUAACUUAAUAUCUCUGUAAUUACAGCGCCUAUCCACAUGAAACAAAAACUGGCACAAAAUUCAACAUCUCCUGUCAGCGUAAAUAAACAAAAGUGAAAUUAUUCUUUCACAACAGCUUCAGAAAGCGCUGCCAGCUCCUAAAAUGUGAACGUUUUCAGUUUAAGCCAUAAGAUUAAUAUGCCAAGUUUGUGCCAAUCCCAAACAAGUAAUGAUUCGGUUCAACAUUUGUGGAUUUUAUUUUGUUUUUUUCCAUAAACUUAUAGACCCCUGCCUUGAACCUCUGCGUCUGAAAUUACGACAUAAUCCAGGUCAAGAUCGUGAACGCAACCUAUUGAUAGCGAGAAGCCACCUAGCAAUAGAAAAGUGACCGCCUGAACAUUUCAAAACCGAGCCCUGCUAAAAUUAGACCCUUUUUGUUGUGAAGAAGGACAAAGAAAUAAAAGACCAAAGGUAUUUUUUACACUGGAGAGCUGUUCGGCUAGUGAAACGAUGAUUCAGUUGUGACAGCUUUGUAGUCUUCAUUUUGAUUUCUUAUGAAGUAUAACGUUAUAUUAUUUUAUUUUUUUUGUCUAGUGUGUCUUUUGGUGUCAUUCCAAAAGAGCAAUCAGAAACAAUACUCACUUGAAGCAAUUCUCUUUUGUCUAUUCAACUUUGUACAACUCAAAUUUACAUCAUUAUAAUCGGACAGGGGGGGAAAAAAAACACAACCUUUUGUAAAUGUUUUGCUGUUUGACAUAUCCGAUCAUCUUCUUGACAUUUUUUACGCCGGAUUUUCAUUCAAGUCAACACACAAAGCGAUUCUUGUAUUUUCGCUGAUGAGGUCGUGUCACAUUUCAAAAUCAUGUGACAAUCAGGAGCAGAAAAAGCAAAACGAAGCUUUUAUCCUGCUUGGCAAUCAACUUCAAAUAUUAAUGUUUUUGUAAUGAACUAAAAUAUGCAUAUGAUAUCAACUGAUUUUAUGAAGCGGGAUUGCUUUUUUUAGCCAUUGCGGCGCCAAAUUUUUAAGUAUUUAUAAGGCGUGUGCGUGUUGUUUUGGCAUUGUUUUAUAGCCCCUUAUAUAAGUCAGUGUAAGUAUUAAUGUAAGUUUCAUUGUAUAUUCAUUUUGGUCAUUUUAAGAGCUUUAUAUGUUUGUAAUUGACUGAGUGGAUCAUAUGUAAUGUUUUUGAGUAUGUUUUUACCUACAUAAUUCACUGUGAAAUCCCAGAUAGUACAUUUUGACUGGUACUGAUGACGAUUCUGGAAGCCCGACUCAUAUACCAUCCCAAUUUGUCCAAGUGAAAAGCGCCUAUCCUAUUGUUUUCAGUAUAAUCGAGUAUGUGUUCUGUGCAUGUUCACGGCAUGUGUGUGGGUUUUUUGUUUUUUUUCUUAUACUGUAUUGUUAAUAUUUAUGUACCGUAUGUAGACCGCUGUGAGGAGAAAAUGCAUUUCAGUGAAUUGCAGAGGUUGGUAGGUUUGUUUGUUGAUGAAAUCAUGAAAAAAGCUGAAUCAAAAAGAGGUUUUUAUGAAAAUGUAAAAUGAAGACAUUCAAGGCCAUAUGCCAUUAAAGAUUGACGUCAUCCCUGC